AUGUCGCAACCGAAGCCCUCCUCGAGUGAAGAGGUGAAAGCUCCCACCCUGGAUCACAUUGAAGCCAGAGGGGUCGAUGAGCUGCAGCCGAGCGAGAAGAUCGACGAUGCCCGAGGCCAGGCCAUCACCGGCUAUGAAAGCCUGAGCGUUUUUGAAACCGUCAAAACCUUCAAGAUGGCUACUUUCAUUUGCUUCCUGGCCGCUUUCAGCGCUGCAACUGAUGGAUACCAGAUUGGCAUGAACGGUAGUAUAGUUGCCAACAAGGGCUUCAUACAGCAAUUCGCGACCGAGGUCAACGCCAAGGGCGACCUUUAUCUUGCAUCACCCGUUCUCGUUGGCUGGAGUUCCAUCAUGUCUGUUGGCCAGAUCAUUGGGAUGACGACCUUGCCUUUCCUCGCCGGUCGGUAUGGACGCAAAGUGUCCAUGUAUACGUAUUGGUUGAUCAUCACCGCCAGUGUUAUUACCGAGUCGCUCGCGCGUAGUUGGCCUCACUGGCUGGUUGCUAAACUUUUAGCUGGUGUUGGCGUUGGCUGCCUGCAGUUCACAAUCCCAUCCUAUAUCUCAGAGGUUGCUCCCAAUCGUAUCCGGGGCAGUCUUCUCAUGUGCUACAGUCUCUGGUGGACGGCUGGUUCUUUUUUUGCCUACAUUGCACUGCAGACUAUGGCACGAAAGGAUCCCUAUAACUGGCUUAGGCCAGUGCUCACUCAAUGGGCCCAAGUCGGACUUAUGCUUAUUAUCUAUAUCUUUCUUCCCGAGUCACCUGCAUGGUGUGCCACCAAGGGUGACACUGAAAGGGGCAAGAGAGCUCUCAGACGGAUUCAUUCCGGCGUAAAUGGAUAUGACGUCGAUUAUCAGUACCAGAUUCUUUGCCUCGCCGUUGAGCACGAACAAACCAUUGCUGCUGAACAGAAUCACCAGAGUUGGACGUCUAUUUUCAAGGGGGUCAACGGUUUUCGAACGGUUGUCUCGCUUUGGACCAACAUGUCGACCCAGUUUGUCGGCCUGACGCUUUUCGGUACCUUUGGCACUUACUUUUUCCAACAAGCCGGCCUCGACAAUCCCUUUAUGAUCAAAUGUAUUGUGUCCGGUAUCAACAUUGGCACUAUUUUUGUUAUCAUAUAUUGUGCGGAUCUGAUUGGCCGCCGCUUGAUCGCCUGUUGUGCAACGACUCUCGCCUGGUUAUCUUGCGUUGCGAUAGGUAUAUUGGGGGUUUCGCCACAGGUCAAAGCAACAAACUAUAUAUUCGUUCUCUUUGCGGUACUUUGGAAUAUUGGUAUGACCGGCAACGGAGCGGCAGGAUGGGGCUUCAUUGGCGAGAUUUCGUCUCAACGCCUUCGACCGUACACAGCAGGAUUUGGUGCAGCAUCCACCUGUGUCGUAGGCGUUCUGAUGAGUACGCUGGUCCCUUACAUGGUAAAUGCCAACCAAUGGGCCUGGGGCUUCAAGACUGGCUGGUUCUAUGCCGGUGUCGGUUUGCCUUUUACAGUUGGCAUGUGGCUCCUCAUCCCGGAAACCCGAGGCCGAAGCGCUGCGGAGCUUGACGAGCUCUUCGGGCGCAGGAUUAAGCCAUGGAGGUUCCACAAGACACAGACUGCUACGCAACGAUUGGUGGAGCUUGAGCAGCACAAGUAA
This is a messenger RNA of Clonostachys solani, 1632 nucleotides long. Lineage: Eukaryota; Fungi; Ascomycota; Sordariomycetes; Hypocreales; Bionectriaceae. The record is from the annotation of a GenBank genome assembly.